CUCCUUCUGCGCAUGCUCUUCCCGCAGUGCAGCCUCCUCUGUGGCUCUUGGGGCGCCAUGAUGGGAGCCCGGGUGAGCCGCGUCUUUGCCAGCUUCAACCUGGAGAGCCGGGCGCACCGGGAGGUCGGCAAAGCCAAGCCCUCCCCGGCCCCACGGCACCCGGCACAGGGACUCUACUCAGCUGAAUUUCAGGAAGAGGUUAAGAAAAAAGACGAAUACCUUCAUACUCUAUUAAAGGAUGUUUAUGUUGAUUCCAGAGAUCCAUCGAAACAGGUGAACAAAGGAGGAAGCCUCCCACCUAAGUCUGAGGAACGCAGACUUAUGAAAGUAGGCCAUUUAAGUCAGCUGGAUGUUCAGACUGUUCCAAAAGGCAAAAUAUCAGUCGUUGAAGUCUUGACACUUCUAAGUAAUCAUCAGCGUUCACCACAGACAUGGACUGCAGAGAAAAUAGCAAAGGAAUAUUCUUUGGAGCUGAGGGAUGUGACUGCACUCUUAACAUUCUUCCUCCCUUUUGCUGUGGAGAUUUUUCCUCCUAAAGACACAAAAGCCCUGAAAUCUAGAUAAAAAAUUGUUUGCCAAA
This is a messenger RNA of Sceloporus undulatus (fence lizard), 580 nucleotides long. It is a transcript of the gene NDUFAF4, whose product is annotated as NADH:ubiquinone oxidoreductase complex assembly factor 4. Lineage: Eukaryota; Metazoa; Chordata; Lepidosauria; Squamata; Phrynosomatidae. The transcript is spliced from 3 exons. The coding region runs from base 13 to 564 and encodes 183 amino acids. Gene Ontology annotation, cellular component: mitochondrion. Gene Ontology annotation, biological process: mitochondrial respiratory chain complex I assembly. The record is from RefSeq and is a predicted model, not a curated record.